AAUUUUAAACAACAAUAUUUAUUUCAUGUAGUGUUAAUUUUCCUUUUAAAAAAUUUCACAGUUUAUGGCGUAAACUCGAUAGAUGAUUUGUUAAGAGAAGAUAAUUAAUCUCAUAGAGAAAUAUGGAUGAAUAUGGUGAGCAAAAACCAGAUCCCUCACUGUUAAAACUCCAGGUUGAAUCGUUGGAACUCAAUCGAACUUUAAGCUUCAAGGAGUGGAUGAACAAACGUACAACCUCUCCAGCAAGCCCGGAUGGCGUUUCCUCGAAGAAGGUACGAUCAUCUGUCGCGCCUCAAACUCAGACAGGAGGACUACUUAUGAUCAAGAUCAAAGAUGUGAGUUUUCUUUUUUCUCUUUUUUUCCCCCUCCAAGUUUCUCAUCACUUUCUUCUAUUGAAUCCUCAAAUUGUAGUUAAGGCUGUCACCUUCUUCUUACCCCGGUUUAUGCAACAGGAGCCGUUGCAAGGCCCGCCUGGACUAUCAUACGACGAGCACCUAGCUUCAGCUGCUCGAGAUUGGAUAGGAACAAGCAAGGCUUCAAGCAACAAAUUUCAGACUCAUCCUCCACCAAAUGAACUGCCAAUUCCAAAUCUUUACACCAAACCUAAUCAAGUUGAAGGGCUAAAACUUCUCCCAGAGGCCGGCAUCCCAACAAGGCCCGAUUCGUUCCUGAAGAGGAAAGCAAGGGACAGUGAACAACCCGAGAAACUCGCCACUCCACCACUUCUUCCCACAAACAAUGACAGCAAGAUGGGGAAGCCCGGGAACAACUUGCUCUGCCACCUCUGCAACGUGAGCUGCUCGAGUGCCCUCACGUUGAAGCAGCAUCUAGUAGGGCGGCCCCACAAGGCGAAGAUAAAAUACAUGAAGAUGAAGAGGGGCACCACCAGCAGCAACACAUGGGGAAGGCAAGGAGGGGAGCCUAGAUGUGACAUCUGCGAAAUCUGGUGCCCCGACGUGGGCUCCUUGCAGAUGCACUUCAAGGGGCAGAAGCACAAGGCCAAGGUCCAAGAAUCGAGCAAGGAGAGAGGUGGGCAGAAAUCUUCGAAGGCGCCUAUAAUCUGUGACGUGUGCAGAGUUCCUUGCAUGGACCAAGAGUUGUUCCAGCAGCAUCUCAAGGGCAAGCAACAUGCUACAAAACAGGAGCUCAAGCGCAGAGGAUUUCUUUGAAGAUCCAAGCUUGUUGCUACUAGCUACCUACUGCAUGCCUCAAGUUAUAUGUAUGUUUUGUUAAAUUUUCAGACCAAAACAACUAUCUGACAACUAGUUUUUCCUUAGUUUUCAAUCAAGAACCUAUGCUGUAAGACGCAUUGCAUGUUAUGAUCUCAAAUUCUGGAUUUUCUUGAUUAA
Molecule: messenger RNA, 1349 nt
Organism: Salvia miltiorrhiza (redroot sage)
Lineage: Eukaryota; Viridiplantae; Streptophyta; Magnoliopsida; Lamiales; Lamiaceae
Exons: 3
Coding region: 123-1169 (348 amino acids)
Cellular component (GO): precatalytic spliceosome
Molecular function (GO): double-stranded RNA binding; zinc ion binding; single-stranded RNA binding
Source: RefSeq, a predicted model, not a curated record